AUAAAUAGAUAUAUCGAUCUGUGGUCACACAAGAAUCAUCUCUCCUUAAUGGCUAUAGUGUAAUCAGUUAAAGAGACCAAUGAAGAUACAUCGUGCCAUAAUCCUGGUGACACUCUUGGCUUUGAUCAAGACCGCCGUUUCCCAACUUCAAUCGAUUGAGCAGUGCAGAGAGGUGUUCGACAGUUUCAUGCCGUGCAUGGGCUUCGUCGAGGGAAUCUUCGAGCAACCUUCUCCACAAUGCUGUAGAGGCGUGAGCCACUUGAACAAUGUCGUCAAGUUCAAGACUCCAGGAUCGAGGAAGAAUGAGCAGGGGACUGGACAGUUAGAGAGAGUAUGCGAAUGCAUAGAGAUGAUGGGAAAAUCAGAUCAUCUUCCUUUUCUGGCAUCCGCCAUCAACAAUCUUCCUCCCCUUUGUUCUCUUUCGCUCAGCUUUCCUAUCUCUGUUGGAAUGGACUGUUCUCAGUUUAGAAACAUGAAGGAACUCGACGCUGAAAAAGUAAACUAGUUACAAGAAGAUAUGAAUAUUGGAAAGGGAAGACUUGUAAUAGCUAUCUGUGUAUGAUAUAUAUAAUUUAGCUUAUUGUAUUAGUGACGAGUCUUAAAAAGCAAGCAAAUGUUAAGUUCUAUAAGCGGUUAUAGUAUUAAUAUUAUGUGUACUAGAUACUUUGCCCGGGCUACGCCCGGGUUUAUUCAAAUAAUGUUGUAUUUAAUAUCAAUAUUACAAUAUAUUACUUCUA
This is a messenger RNA of Brassica napus (rape), 737 nucleotides long. RefSeq names its product protein ARABIDOPSIS THALIANA ANTHER 7. The transcript is spliced from 3 exons. Gene Ontology annotation, molecular function: lipid binding. Lineage: Eukaryota; Viridiplantae; Streptophyta; Magnoliopsida; Brassicales; Brassicaceae. Bases 80 to 505 code for a protein of 141 amino acids. Gene Ontology annotation, biological process: lipid transport. Gene Ontology annotation, cellular component: membrane. The record is from RefSeq and is a predicted model, not a curated record.